ACACUUGGUGGGGACAACAGUAAUCGUAAUCAUGGUCCACUCCUUUUUUGACUUAAACAACACAGUUUGGUCGACUACUCAACCCCUUCUCAGCUUCCACAGAUUCACCAAUAAAAUCCCCAUUUCCCCACUUUUUUCAUCAAUCUCCACAAAAUAAUCUUAUUAUUUUCAACAAAAACUCUGAAAACAAUAAGCCCAGAUGAUGUUUAUGAUGACCCAGAUCAGGAUCUGAUCAUCUGGGCUUUCUUGAAAUUCACUACUACAGUUCUUGAUUCAGUAGACAUGUUUGUAUUUGUUAAGGUGAUGUUGAAUUCUCAAGAUUGAAGAUAUAUGAUUUUUGUAUCGUGGGUCUUGCUUUAGAUGUAAUAGAAGUCUCAUUUCUUGAUUUUGCACUAUGAAUUGCUUGGCUUUGUGUAUUGUGCAUAGAGAGGUAGCUAGAUAAGCUGUUUAGUUGCUAAUGUUGUGUGGAAUUGGUUAGAGUCUUGAAGUUUGUAACUUGAAAGGCAUAGUUUGGUGGUAGUGUGGAUUGAUAUAUUUUUCGAUAUAGGGUUGUGCAGGUGAUCUGUUAUUUUUGCCAUGUGUGAGCCUUGUGGGUCGAGUAUGCUUCUUGCGCUGCCUGAUGAUAUUUUUGCAAUUGUUGCACAAUCUUUGAGUCCGAAAGAUGUGUGUAACUUGUGUUUGUGUUGUAGAAGCCUGAGUGGGCUUGCGAGUAAUGAUAAGGUGUGGUUUACUCAAUGUGAAAUGCUUAGAGUGGUUUCGGUGAAAGACCUUGUUGAAUGGCGAAAGGGGGUAUUGUCGUACAGGGUGCUUUGCAAGUUCCUUGUUAGUGUCAAGUCGUUGAUUGGGAUUUGGGUGCACCAGAAUCCGGAAUUGGGUAAUGUGGUUUAUGUGAUGCCGGGUUUUAUUUCUGUUGUUGGGUGUCGGAUUAUACCACAAGAGCUUGGACCGUUGGGUAUUAAAGAUGGUCCUAUUUUAUGGGCGCCGGUUUUUGAGAUCUUAAGCAAUAUUGAUGGCUCCUCUAUGUUUUUCCUUCAUGGAAGGGACAAGGAUGAUGAUUAUAUUUAUCCUGGUUCUGUUAAGGCUGUAGAUAAGGCUUGUAACAUGCUAUUGCUUGAAGUUAUGCCAAAAGAACGAAGUACUGGUGAAAAAUCAGUGGAUGAUAAGGAGCUACUUGUGAGAGGUGACCACUCACGUAGCUUGAAUAUAAAGUCUCAAAGGGUAUUUGGACAGAAUAAGCAGAAGGUACAAUUCAAUCGGUUGGCUUUUGGUGAUAGAAGAAAGCUACUUGAGACUGUUACUAGUCAAGUUCGGUUGAAGGUCCCGGAUUUGGCAAGUGGACUACUUUUUCCUCGACUGAGCAGCGAUGAAAAUAAUUUUCAACAAGAUUUGGUGCAUUUGCACAAGAGAAGAUCAUUGCUGAUGGAAAUGUACAAGCUUCGGAGUGAUUGUAGCAAACACAAUGUUGGUCCUCAUCCACCUGCUGAUCCUACCCAACUAAAAAUAAGUGAGAUGAGAAAGGCCUUCGAGAAUUCUACUGGUUUACACACUUCCCUUGGUGAGGAUGAUUGCCUUACACAAUCUACAAAAAGGAAAAAUCUAGCUGGAUAUUUUAAAGAUGGCCUGAAACAGAUACUUGGGAAAUCAACCUUAACAAUUUAUGGCCGUGAACGUGUAAGAAGUAGUACUUCAAGCAGUGACAGCAAGCAUGCACAACUAGACGACUUUCUUUAUUCUGGUGACACAAUAGGACUAGCCCUAAAUGCUUCAAAUGGAAAGCUAUCUUCUUAUAGAGCUUGGCCAAAUAUGCAUGAUAGUCGUUUUGCUCUUUACAAACUGCCCAUGCAAGAGCCAAAAUCAUCCCAAGAAUACGGUGGUCUAUGGGGAGGAACAUUUGGUUGGCCUCCUGGGAUGCCCUCCGAAGACAAGCCUGGAAAAGCCCUUUACUUCCUUUUUUUAUCAUAUGAAGAGUCCCAAGGCCAACGCUUACUCAUCGCUACUAAAAUAUUAGAAGGGACUCAUUAUGUUCUACAUCCAAAUGGUUCUGCUAUGUUUAUAGUCAAUCUUGAUGAGCCUUCUUCAGAUCCUUUCCCGUUGGGCGGUGAUGGAGAUUUAGAACCUCUUGAUAUUACAUGUGCUUAUACAGGAGAAGGUAUUGCAAAUGGAUAUGGUUUCAGAUAUCCAGGUUCAAAGCCUGGCUCUUUAUUUGUUAUACAAGGUGGGCUUCUUGCUUUUGUAUGGAAAGAAUCUAGAACUGUCUUGACCAUGCAGAGGCUUGACUUGCAAGAACUUCUAAAGAAGGGGGAAAGGGUUCCUGCGUUACCUCCAACUGCCAACUUUGCAUAUCUAACAAAGUCCUACUCAAAUGUUUUUGCCGGCUUCUCAAGCACCUCAAAUGGUCUGGCUUUGCAAAGAUGAAUUAUGAUCACAUGCACGGCUUCAAGCGCUGCCCUCACCCUCUUGCACACAUCAAUAUUCAAAAAGUUGGGACCUCUACCUGUGUAAUGUUGCAGUAAGUAAACUCCUGUAAAGAAUUCUACUCUGUUUAGGUUCUGUAAAAAGAGAAGUUAUGAGGAGAGUGAAAAUUUUCUUGUACCUAAAUACUUAUUAUGUAAUUACAUUGAAAUUGAGGGUCUGGUCGAGUUUUUUUUUUUUUUAAAAAAAAAGGAAGAAAGGGUUAUACAAUAGUUUUACUAUA
Molecule: messenger RNA, 2695 nt
Organism: Daucus carota subsp. sativus
Lineage: Eukaryota; Viridiplantae; Streptophyta; Magnoliopsida; Apiales; Apiaceae
Product: F-box protein At5g39450
Exons: 2
Coding region: 577-2415 (612 amino acids)
Molecular function (GO): protein binding
Source: RefSeq, a predicted model, not a curated record